This is a messenger RNA of Puma concolor (puma), 2349 nucleotides long. RefSeq names its product GC-rich sequence DNA-binding factor 2 (gene GCFC2). Gene Ontology annotation, biological process: mRNA splicing, via spliceosome. Gene Ontology annotation, cellular component: nucleus. Gene Ontology annotation, molecular function: DNA binding. The record is from RefSeq and is a predicted model, not a curated record. Lineage: Eukaryota; Metazoa; Chordata; Mammalia; Carnivora; Felidae.
AUGGCUCACAGGCCGAAGAGGACUUUCCGGCAGCGCCGAGCCCACUCCAGUGAUAGCGAUGACGCCGAGGAGCGGUCUGCUGAACCCGAGGCUCCGGGGGAGCAGGCGGCCCCGGGCCCUACAGAGGAAGGGCCGCCCAGUGGCGGGGGCCGCGCGGAGGUGACGGACUGGCGUGCUCGGGCCCGGGGCCCUCGCGGUCGUGGCCGAGUGUGGGCAAGUUCCCGGCGCGCCGCGGGGGCGGCUCAGCGAGCUGAAGGCUCCGACGUCCCAGAAUCCAGAAUGGUUGAUCUUUCAACGGAUGAAGAGAGUGAAACACAUCAUUCCCCAGAAAGUAAAGAUGAUCACAGUUCAUCAUCCAACAGCUCUAGCUCUCUGGAAGAGGAAUUUUCGUCAAUAGUAAAUAUCCCUGAUGCAGCUUUUAUUCAGGCAGCCCGCAGGAAACGUGAAUUGGCCAGGACCCAAGAUGACUAUAUUUCUUUGGAUGUAAAACAUACCUCUGUCAUCACUGGGAUGAAGAAAAGCAGUGAUGAAGAUCCUGAGAGUGAGCCUGAUGACCAUGAAAAGAGAAUACCGUUUACCCCAAAGCCUCAAACACUUAGACAAAGGAUGGCUGAUGAAACAACACCUAGAAAUGAAGAAACAAGUGAAGAAAGUCAGGAAGAUGAAACUCAAGAUAUUUGGGAACGGCAGCAGAUGAGGAAAGCAGUUAAAAUCACAAAGGGACGAGACCUAGAUCUUUCCUACAACAGUGAAUCUCAGACAGUGAAGAAGUUUGAUACUUCCACUUCAUUUCCACCAGUAAAUUUAGAAAUUAUAAAGAAGCAAUUAAAUACUAGGUUAACACUGCUACAGGAUACUCACCGCUCACACCUGAGGGAAUAUGAAAAAUACAUACAAGAUGUCAAGAGUUCGAAGAGUACCAUCCAGAAACUAGAGAAUUCAUCAAAUCAAGCUCUAAAUUUUAAAUUCUAUAAAAGCAUGAAAAUUUAUGUGGAAAAUUUAAUUGACUGUCUUAAUGAAAAGAUUAUCAGCAUCCAAGAAAUAGAGUCAUCCAUGCAUGCACUCCUUUUAAAACAAGCCAUGACCUUUAUGAAACGCAGGCAAGAUGAAUUAAAACAUGAAUCAACGUACUUACAACAGUUAUCACGCAAAGCUGAGACAUCAACAAAUGGAAGUUUGGCUGUAGGUGAAAAAACUCCAUGGAUUUUGGAAGAGAUUGAAUCUCGAAGGUCACAAAGAAGACAAGCAAGGGCACUUUCUGGGAAUUGUGAUCAUCAGGAAGGGACAUCUAGUGAUGAUGAACUGUCUUCAGCAGACAUGAUUGACUUCCAAAAAACCCAAGGUGAAAUUUUACGGGAUCACAAGAAGAUUUUUGAAGAUGUACAUGAUGAUUUUUGUAAUAUCCAAAAUAUUUUGUUGAAAUUUCAACAAUGGCGAGAAAAGUUUCCUGAUUCUUAUUAUGAAGCUUUCAUUAGUUUAUGCAUACCGAAGCUUUUAAAUCCCCUAAUCCGACUUCAGUUGAUUGAUUGGAAUCCUCUUAAGUUUGAUGCUGUAGGCUUAAAACAGAUGCCAUGGUUCACAUCUAUAGAAGAAUAUAUGGCUAGCAGUAUGGAAGAUUCAAAGAAGGAAGAUGGUUCUGAUAAGAAAAUCUUGUCUGCUAUCAUCAAUAAAACAGUUAUUCCUCGACUUACAGACUUUGUAGAAUUCAUUUGGGAUCCCUUGUCGACCUCACAGACAACAAGUUUAAUAACACACUGCACAGUGAUUCUUGAAGAACUUUCCACUUGUGGAAAUGAAGUUAGUAAAGGCAAACAGGACUUACUUAAAUCCAUUGUUUUGAGAGUGAAGAAGGCAAUAGAAGAUGAUGUUUUUAUUCCUCUAUAUCCAAAGAGCACUAUAGAAAACAAAACUUCACCACAUUCAAAGUUCCAAGAAAGACAGUUCUGGUCGAGUGUAAAGCUUUUCCGCAAUAUUCUUCUUUGGAAUGGACUCCUCCCAGAUGACACGUUGCAAGAACUAGGACUCGGGAAGCUGCUGAAUCGCUACCUUAUGACAGCUCUUCUUACUGCCAGUCCUGGGCCAGAUGUUGUUAAAAAGUGCAGCCAGAUAGCAGCAUAUUUACCAGCAAAAUGGUUCCAAAGCUCUGCCAUGAGAACGUCUAUUCCCCAGCUAGAAAACUUCAUUCAGUUCUUGUUGCAGUCUGCACAGAAAUUAUCCAGAAGUGAAUUCAGGGAUGAAGUCAAAGAAAUAAUUCUUAUUCUGGUGAAAAUAAAAGCUUUGAAUCAAGCAGAAUCCUUCAUAGAAGAAUGUCACCUAGACCAUCUUAAAUCAGUAAUUAAAGAAGUUUGA